This is a messenger RNA of Hypomesus transpacificus, 2144 nucleotides long. Its product is annotated as major histocompatibility complex class I-related gene protein-like. NCBI's taxonomy places the organism in Eukaryota, Metazoa, Chordata, Actinopteri, Osmeriformes, Osmeridae. The record is from RefSeq and is a predicted model, not a curated record. The transcript is spliced from 8 exons. Gene Ontology annotation, cellular component: external side of plasma membrane. The coding region runs from base 157 to 1254 and encodes 365 amino acids. Gene Ontology annotation, biological process: immune response.
UCCACUAUUCCCGACUAUUCCACACUGCGUGUAGGCUACUGCGUAAUAGUCUCGUUCGUCGAGCCGUAAAGGACUUUUGGUGAUUAUUUUAGAUUUACGAUUUGUCUGCCCAUAACUGGCUAAACAACCUGUUGAAACCUGUUGAAUUGAACUCGCAUGAUGUUCAUAAUUGGAGUUUAUCUGUUGGGUCUAAUUCCAUCUCCCGCAUCUACAGCCACACAUUCGCUGAAAUACUUCUACACAGCAACAUCAGGAUUACCUAACUUCCCAGAGUUUGUAACAGUGGGGCUGAUGGAUGGCCUGCCUAUCACGUACUAUGACAGUAACAUCCGCAGAGAGACGCCUCGUCAGGAUUGGAUGGCUGAAACUGAGAGUCCUGAGUACUGGGAGAGACAGACUCAGGAGUCCAUCAGUGCUGAGCACAGCUUCAAAGCCAACAUAGAUAUUGCGAAGCAGCGCUUCAACCAGAGUGGAGGUGUGCAUUCAUUUCAGAGGAUGUAUGGUUGUGAGUGGGAUGAUGAGACUGGAGCUACAGAUGGGUUUAACCAGUAUGGUUAUAAUGGAGAAGACUUGCUGGUUCUGGAUCUGAAGAACUUGAGAUACAUAGCUCCAGUGGAAAAGGCUGCCACAACCAAAUACAAGUGGGACCACCAAAAAGGUCUGAUUGAGAGCGAUAUUAACUACCUCACCCAGUAUUGCAUUGACUGGCUGAAGAUGUAUCUGAAGAAGAAAACCUUGAAGAGGACAGUCCCCCCUUCCCUGUCUCUGCUCCAGAAGAGCCCCUCCUCUCCAGUCACCUGCCACGCUACAGGCUUCUACCCCAGUAGUGUCAUUGUGUUCUGGAGGAGAGAUGGAGACCAGGUGUACGAGGAUGUGGAUUAUGGACAACUUUUACCUAACGAGGACGGAACCUUCCAGAACAGUGUUCACCUGACAGUGAAGCCUGAGGACCUGGACAGCGGGAGGUAUGAGUGUGUGGUUCAGCUCUUGGGGGUUCAGGAGGACUUUGUCACCAGACUGGAGCGCUCUGUGGUGAAGACCAACCUUGGAAACACUGGAAGGACUAACCCAGGAUCAGAAGGUUCUGGUUCCUCUGGUCUCAUCAUUGGAGCUGUGGUUGGUGUUCUUCUGCUGGUCGCCAUCGUCUGUGGAGUCAUCAUCUGGAAGAAAAAGAAUCCCAAGAAAGGCUUUGUUCCAGCUAAUACUUCUGAUGGUGGAUCUAACUCCUCCAAUAACACGCCACCACACGCAUGAGGCCUCUCUGUUUAACCAAUCACAGAAGUGAUGCAGAGGAGAGGAGGGCACAGACAACUAACUCACUUGAUUGUCUCUGAGUAAUUAAUUUGAUAGUAGUUUGUAAACACCAAAUUCUCGUCCGAAUGUCAGCAGAAUCUUCCUUCCUGGUUCCAGUCUUCUUUAUGUUCUGCUUCAGGGUUGUAUAGCCGUUUAACUCAGAAUGGUGUAUAAAUGAUCUUCACUCUUCAACAGCUUCAUAUAAAUUAUGUUGAUUUAACAUUUAAUAUUGGCAAGAUUUUAUCAUUAAUGUUCUAAUAAGUGGUAGGUUUCAUUCCUUUACUUGUUUUGAUUUAGAAAUAUACAACUUUUUUGAGAAAGCAGUUGUGCACUUCCAUACACGAAUCACUUUCACAUGUAACAAAUAGACAUAAUUACAGAGAUACAAUGCAAACAGACAAAACAUGAAUUCAUCAGAAACAAAUCCAUCCAACAAUUGCCAACUCGGUCCAACCUGUUUUAACAAUGUUUGUUCACUCCACACAAACUAUGGCCAUGACUUUAAACCAUGUAGCCUAUAUGGCUGUGAAUUGUUGAUUAUUUAAUUUUACUCUUAGUUUAAAGAUUACAAGUGAGUAAUAAUUGCAAUACAGAUUAGAUGGAUGUUUGUUUAUAUUGCAGUGUAAAGAUGUUUUAGUAAAAUUGUAUAUCUCUUGUACUUUCUCAAAUGUUUUGGUAUUGUGUUUUAAUGAUUGAUUAAAGUGGUGGUGGGAAUAUUGGAUGGGUCGCAGUGCAUAGGGGUAACUUAAAACCCUGACUAAGACAUAAUUGUUUUUAAGUUUGACAUUAAAUUUGAGAUAAAAUUAACUUGUACUGUAAAUCAAAAAUAAAUGUAAUUUUUUUUGAGGGAA